GACGGGCAGACGGUGCCGGUGCCUGGUGACGCGGGGCAGGGGCGGGCAUCACUAUGGCGGCUGAGAGCAAGUCGAAUGCGCUGACGCGCAGACCGGUGCUGCUUAGCAAGAUCGAGGGCUCACAGGACGUGGUGAACAUGGCAGCGAUCAUCCCCAAGGAGGACGGCGUUAUCAGCGUCAGUGAGGACAGAACAAUUCGAGUGUGGAUAAAGAGAGACAGUGGUCAAUAUUGGCCGAGCGUUUACCACUCAAUGACGACCUCAUGUUCGUGCAUGUCCUUUAAUCCGGAAACAAGAAGGCUCUCUGUAGGAUUGGACAACGGUACUGUCUCCGAAUUUAUUUUGUCGGAGGAUUACAACAAAAUGACUUCUGCAAAGAACUACCUGGCUCAUCAGAACCGAGUGACAAUGGUCCUAUUUAUCUUGGAAAUGGAAUGGGUGCUGAGCACAGGACAGGACAAGAGUUUCACAUGGCAUUGUUCAGAGAGUGGCCGAAGGCUAGGUAGCCACCGAACCUCUGCUUCAGCCUCCUGUCUGCAAUUUGACAUUGAAACACGACAUGUUUUUGUGGGUGAUUAUUCUGGGCAGGUGACAAUAUUGAAACUCGAACAAGACGAUUGUUCUGUUGUUACAACAUUUAAAGGACACAGUGGUAGCAUCACCGCACUUUGUUGGGACCCAGUUCAACGGACACUAUUCUCAGGCAGUUCUGAUCAUUCCAUUAUUAUGUGGGAUAUAGGAGGAAGAAAGGGAACAGCUAUUGAAUUACAAGGCCACAAUGACAAAGUUCAGUCCCUUUGUUACGCUGUUCAUACUCGGCAGCUAAUCUCUUGUGGUGCAGAUGGUGGGAUUGUUGUGUGGAACAUGGAUGUAAAGAGGCAAGAGACUCCUGAUUGGCUGGAUAGUGAUUCCUGCCAGAAAUGUGACCAGCCGUUCUUCUGGAAUUUCAAACAAAUGUGGGACAGUAAGAAAAUUGGUUUGAGACAGCACCACUGCAGGAAGUGUGGCAAAGCUCUAUGUGGGAAAUGUAGCUCCAAGCGGUCCUCUAUCCCAUUGAUGGGAUUUGAGUUUGAAGUUAGGGUCUGUGACAGCUGCUAUGAUUCAAUAACAGAUGAGGAUCGGGCACCCACGGCAACUUUCCACGAUAGCAAGCAUCACGUGGUCCACAUGGCAUUUGAUGUAACGAGAGGCUGGCUGCUGACAUCGGGGAAUGACCGGGUAAUCAAGCUUUGGGAUAUGACUCCUGUGGUGUCGUGAUGUCUUCUCGCUGAUGAUCGUAAGGGAUUCUGGCCAAUGCGCUAAUCUGCUCAUGGAGGAUCAGUCAGCAACACUAAUGAAGAGUUAUGGCUUUGACAGGGAACAUAGGAAUUUGAUAUUUUCUAAAGCAGCCAUCCAAACCUUGAUCAGUAUCUGUCGAAGUUUAAAGGUUGCAGUGAUUCCGGCAAAUCUUGGCUACAAGAAUUAAAGUGCGGUUUUCAAGAGGGUCAGUUGUACAAUUAAGACGUUUGUAUGAUUUUCUGUCAUUUUUUUGAUAGACAUUACUGAUUUUUGUUGGCUGUUUUAAAAAAAAUAUUGUGGUGAUAGGUUCUUGUCCGUUCAUGACUUUUGUGUUUAUGUUUUUCUCCUGUCGCUUCCUGGUGAGCGAAUGUGUGAUGUUGGAGAGAUGUCUGGUUUUGUUUUGCUAAUAUUCUUUGCAAUAGUUGUACAGUUGUUUGUGCUGAGAAAUCAUAAAAUGCUAAUAUAGGAUUUUCCCAAAGCAGAGUGAAAGAGAAACUAAUGACAGGAUUGCAGUAGAAAAUGUAUAAACUUAAUUUGUGUAAGACGGAACUGCAGAUACUAGUUUAAACUGAAGAUAGCCACACAAAGCUGGAUUACUCCAGCUCUUUGUAAAAAACUUAAUUGUCUGGAUGGUCCUUUUCUCUAUCUCAAAGAGAAAUUAGUUAUAACCUCUGACUGCAGAGGUGUAGUUUGAGAAAUCCUGGUGUCUUCUCGAAUUUGAGAUGUAAAUAAUUAGAAAUACAAACUCUAGGCAUGUUUAAUGCAACACUUGACAAUAGGAUGACCAGAACCCAAAUACAUAUCUGUGCAAAAGAUAUAAAGCAGGAUUAUAAUGACUGACUGCCCAGUCUUGCUGACAAGGCAGUGGAGAAUGAUAUUUUCAUGCUUAACAAAAAAUCUAUUAUUUUGUUCUAACUUCAUCUUCCCUGUUAUGGUAAAGCCGUUGUUGUCCUAUACUGCUCUUUGAAUCCGGGAGGUGCGAAUUAAGGAAGAGAGUGUGCCUUUCAUUUCUAUCUUGAGGGCUGCUCUUUGAUUUCCAAAUUAAUGUGUCCCUUUGUUUACUUCUUAUUAUGUCUUAUUUGCUGCAGUGCAGAAACAAGUGCUUACAUUCAGUUGAAACCUGGUCCCAUAUAUGAUGAGUGUUCCAAUCUGUUGAUACAUCCAAUGAUCCAGAUAACCUCUGAUUAGUUUAAAUUUAAAUGUUGAUUCUGACAUUGCCUGGAUGGCGUAUUGUUUAGUUGAGCUGAAGUCUUCAGUCACCGUCUUGUAGAAACUUGAGUGCAGUGGGGAGAUAUCCUGCUGAUUACACUACUGUCUGCUCCAUAUUGGAGCGCUCAAGUCCGUCCCCAUUCCUUCUCCUUUGACUGUAUAUACACACACGGUUCACUCAGUUCUUACACUAUUUGCUGGGGGUAAUUUCAUAUUUAAUGGGCCAGUGAUGAAGAGACUUGUCAGCUAUCUGACAGCAGCAAAUGGUGAAAACUGGGCUUUGGGUGCUCACGAAGGCUGGAUGGAUGUUUGGGUUAAUUGAUGAUGAUGGCACAGUGUGGUAAAUAUUGAUAAUUAAAGAAUGAAAGACUGGUAUUAGCAUGUUGCCUUUGUUACCCUCGGUUCCUCACAUUCAGGGAAGUAUUUUGAAAAGUAGUAAUUGUUAGCCAAAUCGAUAGUUAAUUUAAGAAUUUAGACUGUAUUUUAAUGGAAUUUAUAAAGGGACACAGAGUUAGACCAAGCUAGUCUCAAUUGCUGUCAUAGUUAGAAUUUUUCUUUGUCUUCAGAAAACAAAUCAUGUCCAUGCUUAGUUCUCUCAGAUCAUGUACUGCACACAUUAAAAAGAAAUGAACAUUUGUUCCACCUGCUGUACUAUUUUUACAUUUUAAUAGACGGAACAAAAAUCUUAUUGAAGCACAACUUAAACCUGCAGUGACUAUUUUAGCACAAUCUUUCAGAGUAAUUAUGUAUAAAUGAACAUGGGAACUGGUGUAAAGUAUCUCAUAUUUCUUGACUCCCUUAUCUUGUCAUAGAUGUCUGUUUCUAAUCUUGAAAGUGGCAGAGAUUCCAUAUUUGGUUUACACUGUAUAUGAAGAAAUACUUGUUUUCUGACCUAAAUGGUUUGGCUAAAUUUUGAGCAUCACGAUCCCUUCUUUAUUUCCUUCGCGAGAAAACAUCUUUCCAUGCAACCACCCUCAUGGAGUUUUAAAUCAUUCUAAACUCUUUCAUUAUCUAAAGAGUCUAAGCCGAAAAGCCUCAUGGCAGUCUGGUAACUUAGCAUAUUUGUAAGCACAAUCAUACAGUGGUUGUUUUAUUUUGCAAUUGGCCUGCAAACAAAUUGCGUCCUCCAGUGAAACUAAUGCAUCUUUAAGGGAUCUAUAAUUAAUUGGUGCAAAUAAGCCGAAAAUACAAUUUGUACUUCUCAGUCACUUAGUCAAGUGAGAAUUAAGCCUCCCAAUAAAGAGGUAUAUUCUGAAGCUAAAUUUACUCCAUAUAUUUACAAUAUUUCAGUAUCUUAUGUUUACAUAUCGAGGCAGUUGAGACAAUUAUUUGUACAAGUUUACCAUGAAAUUGCAUCCCCUGUUUUCUACCCAUUCUCAUGUAUCCUAGUUGUCAAAUUGUUCCACUUUAUUUUUAAAACUGAUCUUCUGCCACAUAGCAUCUUAUAUUCUAUGUAUACCAUCAUUAACUUAAACCAACCCAGUUAGCGCUUGAAAACAUUUGAGCAGUUUUAAGAUCAAUCAGCAAAUGUUGUAGGAGGCAAAAUAGUGAUAUGAUAACAUUUUAUGUGGUAUACUACAGACUAAUGGUGCUGAACUUAAAUCUUAUGGAAACUAUUUUGCCUCGAAGAUCUACGUACUGUGAUGUGAUCCCUUUCCCUCGCACCACCACCACCCCCCCUUCAAAAAAAGUGUGAGUUAAUGUUUACCUAGGCAAAGAAAACUAGUGCUUUUCUAGCAUAUUUCUGUCACGUUUUUAAAAGAGGGGAUAUCGACGUCAUCAAUUUUUUUUUAAAUAGAGAAGUGGUACACAAUAUUUUGUAAGAUCAUGGCUUAUCUUUAACCUUAGCAUGAUAACUAUAUACUUUCAUUGUCCAAAAAUCUCUAGACCUCUACACUGACUCUACUCAAUGACUGAGCCUCCACAGCCCCUUUAUAAUUCUGAAUUUCUUCUCAUGAUAGUCCUGAAUGGUUAACCACUUAUUUUGAUCCUGUGACCACUUGUUCUCGCUGCACGACCCAGGGAAACCACUAUCCCUACAUCUACCCUGUUAAGCCCCAUAAGAAUGUAAUAUUUUAACGAUAUUCCCUUUCACCUUUCUAAACUAAAGGGCAUGGCUCCAGUCACCUUGUCUUUGCUCAAAGUUCCCGUGAAUCAGCCAGGUGGAUCUUUAUUACACUCCUUCUCUAUUCGUCUGUAGGGAGAUUAGAACUGUACAAAUUUAUUCCAGGUGCAAAAAAACGUUCCUGGCAAAUCACAGCACAAUAAAACUGCCAAUUUUGGAACAGUGCUUCAAAGAUUGUUCUGUGAAGGAUGGGCAUAACACAAACUCGUGUGAUUUAAUGCCGUUCUGGAAGCUCUUUUGUUCAAAUGUGAAUGAGUAUUUUCCAAGGGUUUUUUUGUUUUAAUCCUUGGGCUUUUUUCUGAAUGUGGCUUGAUUGGAAAUCCACAACAACAACUACUGCAGGAAACCCAGAUGCCCAUUGCACCAUGACUGAAUUUACUCUUCCUGAUCUAGUUAAUUGAAGGUGCUUGUAAACUAUCUAUAAAGUAGCCAGCCAAUGCAGCAUUAAAUUUAAAGCUAACUUUUUCAAGAUUAUGCAGUUUUUUUGUUAGGAUUUGCCAGGAAUGGUUAAGGUAAGACCCCUGAGGAGCAAUUCAGAAGUCCCAAGAAACAAUCAAACAGAAAUUAUACUGCUGCAAAGCUUUCACCAUCUCAUUGGUUUGGUACUGUGCAAAAUAGUUGGCUUUUUAUUUUGACAGUAUGAUUUAAAAAAAAAAAAUAUUUCAUCUAUUCAGAUACAUGUGGUACAUCUCUACUUUUCCACUUCCUUCCCAUCACUGGAAGCACUUCACCCAGGUUGCCAGAGAUAAUAGCUGGCCAGCCUUGGAUGAAUUUUUAAUAUUUGUGAGUCUGAACAUUUUCGCUAGCACAUGUGAAAGAGAAAAUUGAAACUAGUUCCAGCAAUGUAGAUUAAUUUUGGUUAAUUUUGAGAGUGUAAGAGUUAAUUCUCAGGCGAGGGGGGAGGAGGGGUGGAGCGAAAAAUUGAAUUAAGCAAUUUUCUAUGGAAAUCAACUCAACAUGCACAAUAUUCCAAUAAUCCUCUUACCUCAGUCCCCAGAGAUGGUAUUUGCAUUCUUCAUCUUAUACCAGAACCAUCCAGACUCUUGUAUUUCACCUUGGGGCACACUCUAUUCAAUGCCUGUUCAGUUCCCUACAUGAGAACAUUGCAAUUCCUCAGCCACGAGAAUCAUGGGUCAUAAGAAAUGUCAACAGAACAAGAUCGUUACCCAACUUUGAACAGGAAUCAUCAACCACGCCCCACUGAGAAUAUAGACACAAAAAGCUGGAGUAACGGACCAGCAGUUUGGUCUGAUCCACAGCUCUACAAAUGGAACUGAGUCUAUUUUGAAACCAUUUAGCAAUGUGAAAUUGGAGGUAUUUUGUUUUAAAUGUGAUCAAAUCCCAAUGCACAGAAGUAAAGGAAUAUCACGAUCCCAGGUGAAGUGUAUUAUGCACACUCUAUUCUUGGAUAAAUUUAGGUGAAGUUGCAAUUAAUGCUCAAAAAAGUGUCUGAAAUAUGGCUCCUGCUCCUGGUAAAAUAACAAAAACUGAUGCUGAUACGUUCUGAUAAAACAUUCCAAAGGAAAUAUAGGUUUGUUUCACAAUUAAUGCUGCAAUUCAGUACAACACUUAAAAUGACUUGUAAAGUACUUAAAUACUGUUACACAAUGUAUGUAUUGGCAAUCACAAAAUAAAACUCUUCUACAGAGAUGUUUGGAAAA
Messenger RNA from Leucoraja erinaceus (little skate), 6272 nucleotides. It is a transcript of the gene wdfy2, whose product is annotated as WD repeat and FYVE domain containing 2. The transcript has 13 exons. Bases 54 to 1256 code for a protein of 400 amino acids. Gene Ontology annotation, molecular function: metal ion binding; protein binding. Lineage: Eukaryota; Metazoa; Chordata; Chondrichthyes; Rajiformes; Rajidae. The record is from RefSeq and is a predicted model, not a curated record.